This is a messenger RNA of Danaus chrysippus (African queen), 1650 nucleotides long. The record is from the annotation of a GenBank genome assembly. NCBI's taxonomy places the organism in Eukaryota, Metazoa, Arthropoda, Insecta, Lepidoptera, Nymphalidae.
AUGGAUGUUGAAAGUGCAUUGAGAAAUGAUCGUUCAUUGUGUCCGCUGACUUACACGGAUCUUGGUUGCAGUGUUAAGAGCAGAUGGCUCUUAUCAAGGAAGAGAAAAGAUAAUGAUGUACAAAUUAUUCUUAAGGAUGCCUGUGGGGCGAUACGACCUGGUCGUCUUACAUUCAUACUCGGACCCUCAGGGGCUGGAAAGACUACGCUACUCAAAAUAUUAGCCGGCAGAAAGAAAUCUGGUGUCACCGGAUCUCUGCAAGGAGUGACCCGGAAUAUAGUAUUGGUGCCUCAACAAGUGACACUUAUAGACACUCUCACUGUGAAAGAGACGAUGCAAUUCGCUGCUUCAUUAAAACUAUCACGUGCUAGUUACCAGGAACAAUAUAAUACUAUAGAAAGGAUAUCAAAACAAUUAGGUAUCAAUGAUGUCUUGAAUACGAGAGCCGGUCGACUGUCGGGAGGAGAACGUAAAAGGCUCACGGUUGCCUGUGAACUUCUAACGGACCCAACAAUUAUGUUACUUGAUGAACCGACUAGCGGCCUAGACUCAGUAUCUUCAAUGUCAGUAGCAAGAGCUCUAAAAUCAGUAGCACAAAGUGGAAGAACAGUAGCAUGUGUGAUUCACCAGCCUUCUUCACAACUGUUCACAUCUGCUGAUGACGUAAUUCUAAUGGCUAAUGGCAGGACAUUAUACGCCGGCGCUGUUACAGAUGUACCAGAAAUGUUAAGGAAAUCUGGUUUCGUGUGCCCACUCUAUUACAACAUGGCCGAUUAUCAUAACUCAACAGAAGUUGAAUCGUUAUUACACAGAAAAGUUCAAUCUGACAAUCAUUACGAAGCAGGAUUUGGGCAACAACUACGGUCGCUUCUUUGGAGAGGCUACUUGGGAGCUCUUAGGGAUUUCCAUUUAACACAGAUAAGGGUUUUAACCCAUUUCGUGGUGGCGUUAUUAUUGGGUGCUUUGUAUCAAGGUGCUGGUGCGGAGGCGAGCCGUAUGAUUUCAAAUACAGGAUGUCUAUUCUUUUUCUUACUAUUUUUAUAUUUCUCAAACGCAAUGCCCACGAUACAUACUUUCCCAGUGGAAUCAACUGUGGUACUCCAAGAACAUCUCAAUAAAUGGUAUUCUUUAUCAACGUAUUGCAUCACAAAAAUUGUAGUCGAUCUGCCUAUUCAGCUGCUUUGUGCAACGAUCUUUGUUUUACCGGCGUGGUACUUAACUUCUCAGCCACUUGAACCAUAUAGACUCAUCCUGGCAUGGAGUAUUUGCACCCUCCUGACGAUCCUAGCUCAAACUUUUGGCCUAGUAGUUGGAGCUGCGUGUGGAGUUAAGCUCGGUCUUUUCGUGAUUCCUGCUGCCAACAUCCCCAUGCUAAUGUUUUCUGAAUUCUUUAUCCCCUACCAAGAAAUGCCAUCUUAUUUACAACCGUUCGCAUUAAUGUCCUACUUCCGUUACUCUUUUGAUGCAUUCAUGCAAACCGCUUACGGCUUCGGCCGCAAGAACUUACCUUGCAACAAAAUAUUUUGUCUUUUCAAACAACCUGACAAAUACCUUGACUACUUGGGCCUUCAACAAAACUUCACGAAUGAUGUUAUAGCACUUGUGGCUCUUAUUGAUUAUGAUCAUAGGAACUUCUUAGAUUGGUCCUAG